UCUGCAUUUCCCAGCCUCUCCCAUCAAGCCCCGUCGCCACCCAGAGGAGCCCCCAGAGAUGGAGGAAAGGGGGGGAGGGGGACAGCAACCGGUGGUCCUCAACUUACAGUCACAACUGGAGCCAAUAUUUCCCUUUACAACUUUUAUUAUCAUGUUCAGUGAAUCACAUGGUUGUUAAGACAAUCACACUCCCCCCCCCUGAUUUUGUGGCUUGAAAGCUAAUUAGGAAGGUCACAAGAGGUGGUCACAUGACAAACACAGACACACCCCGCACAGCAACCAUCCUAAAUUCAUGCCAGUUGCUAAGCAUCUGAGCUUUGAUCUUGUGACCAUGGGGAUGCUGCAACAGUCAUAAGCGUGAGGACCAGUCCAUUCCUUUCACCGCUGUUUUAACUUUGAACAGUUGGUAAACAAACAGUUGUAAGUCGGGGAAAAUCUACAACCCAAGGCAUUCCGUUCCUUUGGAAGGAUGCCAUUUCUUCCCCUCUCUUGCUCACUCCGUAACCCAUCAUUUGCAAGAGGAUGUAAAUGGGCAGGCUCUGCCCCUCUUCCCUUGGGGGCAUCAUUCUGCCCCCUUGACGUCCCUCAGCAGGAAGGUGAGGUGGUUGCAUGUGAGUUGUGACUCUGCCUGGUGCCCGGACUUGGUGGCACCUGAGGGGGGGGAUGGCUUGGGAUUGUGUGAGUAACUGUGCAGGUGGUUGGCUGACUGGGUUUCCGUUGCACAGAGUCAGCUGCGCUCCGGCUCCUGUGCCAGCCUGCCAAGGUCCCCUGGCGAUUCCUUUGAGCUCCGUGGUGGAGAGGGGAUGAUCUGUUCCCAGGCUGCAUCCCUCUGACUGCCGGGCACCCCACAGCAUCGAAGGAGCACAGCUUUUGCAGGAUCAGGGAAUCGGGUCCUUUCAGGCCUCCGGGGGCAGAUUCUCUUCAGAAGACAGGAGGACUCAGGAGAAGCACCCCCUCCGGAGGAAAGAUGGUGAAGGAAACAGGCUACUACGACCUGCUGGGCGUCAAGCCCUGUGCCACCAUGGACGAGAUCAAGAGGGCGUACCGCCGCCUGGCACUCAGAUACCAUCCGGACAAGAACCCCAGCGAGGGGGAGCGGUUCAAGCAGAUCUCGCAGGCGUACGAGGUCCUCUCCGACCCCAGCAAAAGGUCCGUCUAUGACCGAGGCGGGGAGCGGGCCAUGAAGGAGGGCGGCACGGUCAGCCGGGGCGGCUUUGGGCCCCCAAUGGACAUCUUUGACCUGUUCUUUGGAGGAGGGGGCCGCACGCAGGGCCCCCGGGUGGAGAGGAGAGGCAAAACGGCCGUCCACCUGCUGACGGUCACCCUGGAGGACCUGUACAACGGGGGCACCCGGAAGCUUUCCCUGCAGAAGAACGUCAUCUGCAGGAGCUGUGGGGGCCGUGGUGGCAGGGAGGGCCUCGACGUCCGGUGUCCCAAGUGCCACGGGUCCGGCAUGGAGGUCAUCGUCCACCAGCUGGGGCCCAACAUGGUGCACCACAUCCAGGCCAUGUGCUCGCAGUGCCAGGGCCAAGGAGAAUGGCUGCGGCCCCUUGACCGCUGCCUGGCCUGCAACGGCCGGAAGGUGGUCCGGGAGAAGAAGGUUCUCAACGUGCAUUUGGACAAAGGCAUGGCCGACCGGCAGAAGAUCACCUUCCACCAGGAGGGGGACCAAGCGCCCGGAUUCGAGCCCGGAGACAUUGUGAUCGUGCUGGACCAGAAGCCGCACCCGGUCUUCCAGCGCAGGGGCAACGACCUCCUCGUCCGGCGGGAGGUGCCGCUGGUGGACGCCUUGUGCGGCUGCAAGCAGGUCAUCCAGACUCUGGACAACCGGAGGCUUCUGGUCUCUUCACGGCCCGGCUGCGUGAUCAAGCCUGGAGACGUGCGGUGCAUCCCGAACGAGGGGAUGCCCAUCUACCGCAGCCCUGGCCAGAAAGGGAGGCUGGUCAUCCACUUCGAGGUGAAAUUCCCGGAGCCCGGCUGGCUGCCCCCCCACCAGCUGCGCCAGUUCCAGUCCUUCUUCCCCCGCCACGAAGAGGUGAUGGCCACGGAGGACAUGGAGGAGGUGGAGCUGCGGGAGUAUUUCCCCCAGCCGGACUUCUCCAGCCGUCGCUUCCAGAGCGAGAUCUACCACGAAGAUGAAUUUGAGGACCCUCUGCGCCACAACGUCCAGUGCCAGACCUCGUAGCCCGGCGGACGGAGCCCCCCUCCCCCCCGUGUGGCCUCGCAGGGCGGGUGCCUUAAGAAGCACAACUGCCGGUAGCCGUCCAGCCAGAGCGGUCAAGGGCCGGGCAGUCCCUCCGCUUCAGAAAGACCCUCCUUUGGCCAAAGGCCCCCAACCCUCUGGAGGUUGGCCGCAUCUGGGAGUCCCCUUCUAGCUUAGGGAGUCUUAGCUCCCCCGACCCCCCCCCCAAGCAUUCCAGCCUAGAAAUCAACUUGAGAGCCUCGGCUGCCUUUUGUGCCCGACUGCUCUGGGCCUGCCCUGAUUCGGACGAUAAUGCUGGUUUCUUUCUAGGAGAGCCCCAUCUCCAAAGAGAAAAUGUCCAGGCCCCCAUCUGCUGCAAGCCAGCUUCCUUUGCAUCCAGGGUUAGUCCUCCUGACCCUGGCUUUGCCAUCUUCUGCGGGCAAGGAGUCCCGGAGGCCGUGGGAACGCGUCCGUCUCCCAGCCUCGGCCAUCUCAAAGUCUAGCCAGGAUGGGGAUCUUGCAGGCAAGCCAGAAGGCAGCUGAUGGGCGGGGAGCUGGACCUCGACAAAUCCUGGCACCCCGGCAAGGGAAGCCUCUCUUCAGCUGCCGGUCUGCCGCUGGGGAAGGGGGUUUCAGGGAGAUUCCCCUCUGCUUUUAAGUGCCUUGUCGGGACCAUCCUGGAUGCUGCCCCCUCCUCUCUUUACAAGUGCAUUCGCAAUAAUAGCGGGUCUUUUUGGGUAGCAUAGUCAGUGUUAGGGGUUAGCGGUGUGGGGACGCUCUCGGCCUCCUCGGUGGUCCUGCUUGCCCCGAGCCCCCCCUCUGGCAUGUGGGGCCAGGCGAGACGAGAACUGCCUGUCCAAACUCGGCAAAGCUUGGUAUCUGCUGAGGAACGUUUGCGGUUCAUUCCCCACUUUUUGCUUUUCCUCUCUUUAUUUUUUUGCUUCUGCUCUGCCUCCUGUCUGCAAACUGACUGGAGAAACGCGAAGACUUUUGAGCCCCUGUGGGAAUGGCUCUCCAGGGUCUGCAGAACUUCACUUGAAUUUUGCUUCAAGGAAAAAAGGUGAUUCUCCAGAUCAC
Molecule: messenger RNA, 3259 nt
Organism: Crotalus tigris (Tiger rattlesnake)
Lineage: Eukaryota; Metazoa; Chordata; Lepidosauria; Squamata; Viperidae
Product: dnaJ homolog subfamily A member 1-like
Exons: 9
Coding region: 968-2185 (405 amino acids)
Biological process (GO): protein refolding; response to heat
Cellular component (GO): cytoplasm; cytosol
Molecular function (GO): Hsp70 protein binding; ATP binding
Source: RefSeq, a predicted model, not a curated record